Chanos chanos (milkfish) is the source of this 1008-nucleotide messenger RNA. It is a transcript of the gene ccdc137, whose product is annotated as coiled-coil domain containing 137. Lineage: Eukaryota; Metazoa; Chordata; Actinopteri; Gonorynchiformes; Chanidae. The coding region runs from base 31 to 828 and encodes 265 amino acids. Gene Ontology annotation, cellular component: nucleus. The record is from RefSeq and is a predicted model, not a curated record. The transcript has 6 exons.
UACACGACUGAUGUCGGUGAAGAGCAAAACAUGGCCAAAAACAAACAGACAACUAAACCAGAAUCCUCUAACCAGGCACAGAAGAAAGAAAAUCACCAGCGUGGCAAGAAGAAGCAGAGGAAAGAUGUCAAACCGCGACAAGAGGAGCACCUGCAACAGAUUCCCUUUCGUCUGCGUGAAAUCAUGAAGAGCAAAGAGAGGAUGAAACUGGGAUCAAGUAAAAUCAAAAAGAUGAGAAAAGCUGCCAUGGGUAAUCUUCAGGGCGGACAGCAGAAGGAAGGAGACAUACCCGUGCCCCAUUUUCGCAGGGGGAAAACGGAAUCAGAAGGAGCAUACUUACGGCGUAUGUCACGCGAGACGGAACAUGUCCUCUUUCUUACGAACAACCAGGUGGAAAGACAGCCCGAACUGGAGACCGGGAAUCAGGAGAGCGUGAAGGAGAAACAGAAGUCAGAGAAAAAGAAAGAGCACGAUAAAGGAAGGUUACAGAAACUGCACAAGAGGAAGACUGAGAAACGUGAGGAGAAGGAGGAGAAAGAAUUUUUCACAGAUGAGGUGCAGUUUGGAGAGGUAGCCAUGGCACCUCCAUCUUUGAGUGCUAAACCAAAGAAAGCUCCAGUCAAGCCUCAGGGGGCGCCAAAGGGCUUGCUGCUCAAUUCUCUCCUGGGUCAGACUACGCUUUCCACAGCCAAACCAUCCAUAGCCAGACAGAGGAUAAUCGAAGAAGAACGUGAGCGUGUGGUCCAGGUAUACCGAAACCUGAAGAAACAGAAGCUUGAACAGCAGGAACAGAGAAACAAUGCAAAGAACAAGCUGAAAACUCAGUGAUGCUGGCAAAGCCCCAUGGAAUGUCUGGAGCGUUGUCUCUCUCACCCUCUACCACUGAAAAAGAUGUUCUGAGACUCUCAAGAGAGGAACUACUGUGCCGGGAGCCAAAACCGGAGCUGAUUGUGGUGAGACAGAACAUUUGUGGAAGGUUCUGUGGUUUCCACUAUGACGUCAUCCUCU